Anthostomella pinea is the source of this 837-nucleotide messenger RNA. Lineage: Eukaryota; Fungi; Ascomycota; Sordariomycetes; Xylariales; Xylariaceae. The record is from the annotation of a GenBank genome assembly.
AUGACGACGGAAACCCGGGGCUCCGUGCGGCAGCGCAAAGCCCAAGCCGCCGCCCCCCAAGAAAAGCAGCCGCUCGUGGAAGAGGUCGACUCGUCCGAAGCCGAGGAGAUCGAGCGGAACACCAGCAGCGCCCCAAAACCGCGGCCCUCGCCCAAGCAGCGCCUCGACGACGAGGACGAGGCCUACAGCCCCUGGGUCGACAUCCUGCGCGUGCUGUCGUUCCUGGCCGUCGCGUCGUGCGCGCUGAGCUACCUGAUCUCGGGCGGCGAGUCGUACAUGUGGGGAGUGCGGCACACGCCGCGGUACAUGCAGGUCGAGUGGUGGAAGAGCCAGUUGCGCGGCCCCAUCUACCUAACCCCGGCCGAGCUCGCCACCUACGACGGCACCGACGAAACCCUUCCCGUCUACCUCGCCAUCAACGGCACGAUCUACGACGUCUCCUCCAACCGGCGGACCUACGGGCCGGGCGGGUCCUACCGGUUCUUCGCGGGCGCCGACGCGUCGCGCAGCUACGUGACGGGCUGCUUCGCCGAGGACCGCACGGCCGACAUGCGCGGCGUCGAGGACAUGUACCUGCCGCUCGACGACGCGGAAGUCGACAAGCACUGGACCGCGGCCGACAUGGCGGCCCUGCGCGAGAAGGAGCUGGCCGAGGCGCGCCGUAGGGUCCACGAGGGCCUGCUGCACUGGGUCAAGUUCUUUGAGAACAACGCCAAGUAUCCGCGCGUCGGGUACGUGAAGCGCGAGGAGGGCUGGCUGGAGAGGGAGCCCCGAAGGGAGCUGUGCAAGACGGCGGCGAAGGGAAGGAAGCCAAGGAAGAUCCCUGGGAAGGAGUAG